Sinocyclocheilus rhinocerous is the source of this 2499-nucleotide messenger RNA. RefSeq names its product treacle ribosome biogenesis factor 1 (gene llcp). The coding region runs from base 134 to 2263 and encodes 709 amino acids. The transcript is spliced from 9 exons. Lineage: Eukaryota; Metazoa; Chordata; Actinopteri; Cypriniformes; Cyprinidae. The record is from RefSeq and is a predicted model, not a curated record. Gene Ontology annotation, molecular function: protein binding.
AAGAAGAAGAAGAAGGAGCAGAAGAAGAAGUGCGCGUGUCGCUGCUGCGCGAACGAAGCGGAAAUAGAAACAUGCAGCAAAGUUUUACCUAAGUUUCGCGCACACCCGUUUUUAAUUCAUCCCCGUCACAAACAUGACCUCAAAUAUUACAGACGCCUCGCAGGACGAGCUGAUCAAUUUAAUAUAUCACCAUUUAAAGGACAACGGCUAUAAGAAAGCAGCCAACGUGCUGAGAAAGCACGCACCCCAGGUUGAAACUGAAGAAGUGAAAGCAUCCUUGAGUGAGAUCUUUAAGAAGUGGGCAAGCUUGGAUGAUGGAGAUAUUCCUCCUGUGCCUUCUGGUGUUCAGACUCCUGAGCUUCAGAGUCCUGCAAAGAGCAAGACAGGCUCUUCAACUGGAACCAAGUCUAAGGUCACAGCCCCAUCUGCUGUAGAUUGUCCAGAAAAUUCUAUGAGCAACAAGAAGGCUUCAGGAUUGGCAAAAAAAUCUACGAAAAAGAAGGAUUCAGUGCCUCCUUUAGUCCUUGCCGCUCCAGGGAAUAAUUCCGAUUCAGACUCUAGUUUAGAUGUGGAGAAGUGGAGGAAAAUGCUUUCCGAGUUAUCUGAUGCCGAUCGAGCAAAGAUGGAAGUUCUCUCAAUCUUGGAUGAAACUCCUGUCUCCUCACCUGCAAAGUCUUCAGCAAAGGGAAAGAUGACAAAGAAGCCGGCAAGAGCUAAAAAUGAGGGAAACCCAGCCAAGAAGGCAAAGUCCAAUACACCAGCAAAGGCGGCGAGUGCCAAACCUGAUGACAUUCCUGUAACGACCGAUGCAUCUGAGACUCCUUCAAAAAAGUCGAAACACAAAGAUGCUACAGCUAUUUCUGAUCAUGAAAUUAAGACACCAUCCAAAAAGGCUGGGAAUAAGACAAAUAGUAGUAUCUCAGGUCUUGAUGUGGUUAAGACCCCUAAAAGAACUAAAGGUAAAACUACUAACUCAUCUGUUCAGGAUGAGACUGAUAAACCAGAAGCACAUCAUGAAACUAAUGGACUCUUGGAAACUGACAAAAUGGCCACUCCACUGACAAGGACUAAAGAGGUUGGUGUGUCAGAUUCACAAGCCAAUAGGACUCCUAAAAGAGUUCAGUUUAGAGCAGAUCAUAGUUUUUCAGAGCAAGUCGAGACCCCUAAAAUAGCAAACGUUUGGAAAGAUAAUGGUACCUCAGAAACCAGCAGCACUGAAACUCCAUCUAAAAAGGCUAAAAAAAGGAAAGGCCAAUCUGAAGCUAGUAACGUUGAAACUGACAAUAGUCCCUUAAAUAAUAAAGAGGUUAAGGAAGCUGCUUGCAAGCUGCUAGAAACCAACCUUACAAUGGACGCUACCUCUGACCAAUCAGAGACGCAAUCAAAGAAAGUGAAAAGCAAGAAGUCUAAAAGUGUUGUAGGGCCUGUUCCUGAUGAGACGCCUUCUAAGAAGGUUAAAGUUAAGAAAACCGAAGGUGCUUCUGAGAUUGACCAAGAAACGACAUCUGAGAAAGCUGAUGUCUCUCUAGAAUCCGUUAAACCUGACUCUUCAUCUAAAAAAGCCAAACUUAAGGACAAUAAAAGCCAUUCAGAAACACUUGAGCCUGAAAUGCCGUCUAAAAAAGCUAAAGCCAAGAAAGUUAAAAGCAACGAAGAACCUGCUGGAGAAGUAGAAAUGACCAUUAAGAAGCUCAAAACGGUCAUGUCAGAUGAUGAUCUCCUGCAGUCCGACUCUACAAACAGCUUUUCGAAAAAAAGAAAAAACAAGGCUGCUGAUGUUGUGGAGAUCCAGAAUGACGUUCCUUCAGAAACGCCCUUAAAAAGUAGUAAAUCUCAAGCAAAAACUCUAGAUGGUGAUGGUUUGGGAAAUGAGGAAACCUCUAGUCAAGAUCUAAACACUCCUUCCAAAAAGGAAAAACGCAAAAGGGAAGAAGCUUGUGACGUCCCAGCACCGGAGGAGGCCACACCAGAGCCCAAGAAGGCCAAGAAAGACAAAGAGAAGAAGAAGAGCAAGGAGGGAGAAAAUGAAGAUUCUCUUCAACCACCAGCAGCAGAAGAAGCAUUUGUUCCUGUAGAAACAAAUCAGAAGAAAAAGAAGAAGAAGAAAGAGAAGGAGAGAGAAGAAGAAACAGAGGAGAUAAUUCCUGAUGAUCCUCCUGUAUCUGCUCCAGUUGAGGAGGUGGUAGUGCACAAAAAGAAAAAGAAGUCUUCCAAAGAGAAGCAGUUUAGUAGUGAUGAAGCUCAUGGACUCAACAGCACAUAACAGAUGUAACAGCCCUCGACACUUCAGUUCCCAAUCUCACAGUCUCGGCUGAAAUAAUGAUUUUACCCGAAUGCAUGCUCCGUCCUUACUGUUCAUAUGUAUGUAAGUCAGUGUUUGUAUGUUUUGUAUUUUUAUUGGGAGCUACAUUUUUGAGAAAUAUUUAGUAUUCUUGUUUUUCUAUUUUUGAUAACUGGACUUCCUGUGAUUAAAAAGGAUUUUAUUCCUUUUGUAUUGUU